AUGGAGGUUGAUUACUUCACAAAUCUACCAUCAGAAAUCACCAUGGAAAUCCUGUCACACCUCUCUAUCCGAAGCCUUGCAAUCAGCAAAUCCGUUUGCAAAUCAUGGCGCGAUCUGUUCGAUACCGUCAAAUCCAAAAUCAAAACCCCACCCGCCCUAGUUCAAAUUUACUGGGGGCAUUACUCAACCCGGUGCAAGAUUAUCGAAAUUGAAGACGAAGAUGAAGCUGAUCUUCACUACCAUCCGCUCACAGAUUUGGAGAUCACAGGACUAAUGGAAGGCUACAGAAUACGAAAGCAAUGUGUCGCCGCUAAUGGAUUGCUUCUUUUUUACUCAACAUUAAGCUGCCCUUUUUACAUAUGCAAUCCGAUCACUCGUGAGUAUACCGAGCUCUGCUGCCCUGUGCCACCGAAUCCUGUGAUGCGAUUUGGAUUUGGUGUAAGCGAAAUAAGUCAGCAAUAUAAGGUGAUCGGUAUCAAUUCGUUCCCUAAAUCCGACCUUCAUUAUGUCUACACCCUCGGAACAGGAACAUGGAGGCGCCUUGAAGCCGGCAAGGUUUCUGGUUUCGUAUUCGAGUCAGUUGGAUGCACAAUAUGUAAUGGCAACCUCCAUUGGAUAGUAGUUGACUCGAGUCGUAUCCAAUGGAUUUGUAGUUUUGACCUUGAAACAGAACAUUUUAGCAUCUUCUCCCUUCCUCUUGCGGGAAUUAGAAACGGGGAAUUAUCUGUUUUGAGUGACUGUCUGUGUUAUUCUUACUACAACAAACGCCAAGAUGAAAUUCUCAUCUGGAUGAUGAAGGAAUACCAAGUCAAUGAAUCUUGGACCGUAGAGUACAAGAUGAGUACCGCUAGUUUUGAUGGGCAUUAUACACUUGUUCAUUAUACACUUGUUAAAGCAAUUAAAUUUUUUAAAGAUGGUGAUGUUUUGAUGUUGCUGGACCAUUCUAUUCUAGUCUACUACUCCAACAAGACUAGAACUCUCCAACAAGUUAAUAUGUUGAAGGAUGCAGAUGAAAACAAGGGUUAUCCCAGGAUUUUUAAUCCUAGCCUUCUCUCACUCAAGAGUUUCGGAUUCGAGAAUGUGAUCUCGUUUUAG
Molecule: messenger RNA, 1095 nt
Organism: Salvia splendens (bonfire salvia)
Lineage: Eukaryota; Viridiplantae; Streptophyta; Magnoliopsida; Lamiales; Lamiaceae
Product: putative F-box protein At3g16210
Exons: 1
Coding region: 1-1095 (364 amino acids)
Molecular function (GO): protein binding
Source: RefSeq, a predicted model, not a curated record